UUUACUUGACUGUCAUUUUAUUUGUAUAUGGAAGUGAGAUGAAAUGGAAUGUUUUUAAAAAAUUUUAAAAAGUGCUAAUUUAUUCAACAACUUUUACAGAUGACAAGCUUUUUAAUAAAUCUAAAAAAAAGAUUAUUUUUGAAAAAAGAAAAAAAUUAUCACAGAAAUUAGGAAAAAAGUUGACAAACAUCUUAUCUCCUUUUCCCUCAUAUAUUUCUUUCACUAUUGAGUAAGUUUAGUAAGCUUUAUAUAUACUGAAUUACAACGACAUUCUUAACGUAAGAUAAGUUUGUUAAUAAAUAUAAGAAGCGCUAAAAUUAUGCUUUCUACCAAUUCCGUUAUGUAUAGUACCUCAAAUGACAAUGUUUAUUUUACAUUCAUACACAUUGUUGACAAUACUUGACAAAGUGUUGCAAUAAAAAUGAAUAUCACUUGACAAUGUGUAAUGCAAGAUACAUUGAACAACACAGCCUAUGACUUUGUAUAUUUAAUGUAUCAUAUAUGAUAAAAGAGAAAUGACUGGUGUAUAUUUUUUUAAUUUAAAUACUUUGAGACUACUAUAGACGCUUCAAAUUUACAAGACUACAAAAUUAUAUUACUUCAUAUAAAACAAGCUCGCGAAAGAAUUCAAGAAUUUGAACGAUUACAAAAAGCACGACAUCUUCUGAAUGCUAUUUCAUUAAUGAAUGAUUUACUUGCUGAUGGGUCUGAGAUAGAAAUACUAUCGCUUGCUGGAAUAAUCGUGAAGAGAUUAAAUAAAUUAGGCGUGACAAAUAUAACGAUAGAUAAAGAAAACGAAUAUUGGUACAAAAAUACAAGAUUAUCAGCUUUGAGACUUACACAUAGCGGCAUUUAUCAUUGUUGCACAUUUUGCUCUAGUGGUGGAAAAAAGGAAAUUACUUGUGGCUGUAGAGGCACCAUGCCUGGUGGAUAUAAAGGUUGUGGUCAUGGACAUAUUGGACAUCCAGGCUUUAACCACUGGUCUUGCUGUGGAUCCAUAUUACGUAAUGGUCGUUGUUUAAUUAUACGAAAAACCACGCAUCAACUUAUAUUAUGAAUUUUAAUAAAUUAAUAAAUAUAUCUUC
Molecule: messenger RNA, 1085 nt
Organism: Solenopsis invicta (red fire ant)
Lineage: Eukaryota; Metazoa; Arthropoda; Insecta; Hymenoptera; Formicidae
Exons: 4
Coding region: 683-1057 (124 amino acids)
Source: RefSeq, a predicted model, not a curated record